This is a messenger RNA of Linum trigynum, 3150 nucleotides long. The record is from the annotation of a GenBank genome assembly. NCBI's taxonomy places the organism in Eukaryota, Viridiplantae, Streptophyta, Magnoliopsida, Malpighiales, Linaceae.
UUUUAGAGGUGUUUGGCUAUGCUUCAGCUUUUGAAGUCGAAAAGCACUUCUAAAAGCAGGGCCAAACAUAUGCAAUAUUUAGAGGAUCGUAGAGAAAAAAUUUCCUCAUAAUUUUUUUAUUAGCAACGGGGAAAAUUGUGAACCACAAGUUUGAUUCGGGUGGUCACUAUUGAUGAUAAGGAGUUGCGAAAAUCAUUAUUUCCCACCCAAAAAAAAAAAAUUCGCAAUAUCCUAACCACGCAUUUAUUUUCCUAUAUAGGCAUAGCGAACUUCUAGCUAAUUGAGUAUGAGGUAGGGACUAUAUCAAUAUUUAAGUGAGUAAUAUUUUGUGGACGUGACAUUAUCGCGUUCCACCCCAUGGAGCAAUGUUAUUUUUAAAGCCAAUGACAUUCAGCUGUUAUGACAUUGUCAUAAUUCAUAUCAACGUGCUAAUAUGAAGAAGAAGAAGAAGAAAAAGAACUUUUAAUUAUGAUCCAACAAAUACCUUAUGGUGGCACGAGUAAAAUGGUCAUCCAUCAUAUGAUCUUUUACUAUAUCGGAUAUGCUAAGUCACCAUCACUUUGAACAUCAGAAUCCCAAAACGAGAAAAUUCUUUUGCUUGACCUUAUUGUGCAAAUAUUGUUCAUCAAGGAAUCUCUCAAUGGUUAAUCAGCAGGUGUGCGUGUCCAAGACAAGAUUAUUAUUUUGCCUUGGCUAAUCCUUCAUUUACUUCCCGUUGGUGCGACUGAAGUCCUGAAUCUUUACUACAGCUUGUGCUAUUGUUGAACACGGUGAGCUGACCCAGUUCAAUGGCCUUAUUCGCCACGGCUCUAAAAGUAGGAAAGGGUCAUUAACCUCGCCACACAUUCCAAGAAACCACCCCUGAAAUUGCCACCCAAAUUUCUUCUCCCUUCACUAACUACUUCCAAACUUCUUCCUAAACAUUUCCUUCCUAUCUACCUCUCACCCACAACUCGACAACAACCAAACAAAAAUUCCCACCAUGAUGCUAAUCAAGAAGAGAAGGGAAAUGGAAGCCCUAAAGCUCUGGACCAACCUCGGCUCAUCGCUGAUCGCCCUGAUGGCCGCCUGGACAAUGCUCGAAAAAUACCUCCCGGAGCAACUCCGCGGCAUCUUCACCCGACACACCCAAAAGCUCCUCGCCUUCCUCAACCCCUACAUCAAGAUCCGCUUCCCGGAACUCUCCGGAACCAGCCGGUACCGCCGCAGCGAGGCCUACGUCACGAUCCACGCCUACCUGACCGCCCACACCUCCCCGGCGGCGAAAUCCCUCAAGGCCUCCGACACCUCGAAAGACGGACGCUCCCUCGUCCUCUCGAUGGACGAGGACGAGGAAGUUUGCCACGUGUUUCGCGGCGUUAAAGUGUGGUGGGCCUCGCGGAAGACGUCGCCGAAGGCCCAGUCGAUCAGCCUGUACCCGGAGGACGACGAGAAGAGGUUCUACGUGCUGACUUUUCACAAGAGGGAUAGGGAAGUUGUGGUCGGGGAGUAUAUGGGACACGUGUUGGGCGAAGGGAGGGCGAUCGUGGCGGGUAAUAGGCAGAGGAAGCUUUACUCGAAUAACCCGACCCGGAACUGGUGCGGGUGGAGCUCCGUGGCGUUUGAGCACCCGGCGAGCUUUGACACGCUGGCGAUGCCGGUGAAGGUGAAGGAAGGGAUUAAGAAGGAUUUGGUUAAGUUUAGUCAGGGGAAGAGCUAUUACGCUAAGAUUGGCAAGCCAUGGAAGCGAGGGUACCUUCUCUAUGGACCUCCGGGAACCGGAAAGUCAACAAUGAUAGCGGCUAUAGCCAACUUCUUGAACUAUGACAUUUACAAUUUGGAGUUGACUACUGUAAAAGAUAAUUCGGAGCUGAUAAAGCUACUCCUCGAGACUACGGGAAAGUCCAUCAUCGUGAUCGAGGACAUCGAUUGCUCGCUAGAUCUCACUGGACAAAGAAAGUCGGAAAAGAAGGAGAACAGUGAAGAUGACUCCGACUCCGACGAUGAUUCAGGCGGAAAGAGCAAUAAUAUUGUUUCCAAAUCAUUGAAGGAGAAAGAGAAAGAGAACAAAAGCGACAGCAGAGUCACGUUGUCGGGUCUUCUGAACUUCAUCGAUGGUAUAUGGUCGGCUUGUGGAGGGGAACGAAUCAUUGUGUUCACGACCAAUUAUGUAGACAAGCUCGACCCUGCGUUGAUAAGGAGAGGAAGGAUGGACAUGCACAUUGAGAUGUCGUACUGUUGCUUCGAGGCAUUUAAGGUUUUAGCCAAGAACUACUUGGACAUAGAAGAGCAUAGUUUGUUUGGCAGAGUUAAGGAGUUGUUGGCAGAGAUUAAGAUGACUCCCGCCAAUGUUGCAGAGAAUUUACUACCAAAGUCGGUCGAGGAUAGCGAAGAGAAGUGUUUGAGGAACUUAGUCGAAGCACUUGAGAAGGUUAAGGAGGAGGAAGAUGGGAAGUUGAAGAUCGAGAAAAAGGAGAAACAAUGGCAAUGGAUUAAGAGUGUCCUUGGUUAGAAUUUGAAAGUCUUGAAUUCAAAAAUUAUAUUUAUAUAGCUAGGAUCAUUUUGACCCAUUAGCAGAUUGUUAGAGGAGAUAUUGUGUGGUAUAUUUUUUGUUUGGCUUCGUAUAUAAUCAUAUAUGUUUUCGUGUAAAUAUCCUAUUAUUUGUUCGGAAUAGUUAAUCAUUUGUUACGCUCUUAAUUUCUGUCUUGUUUCAUAAAAAAAAUACAAUAUUCAACCUAUAUUAUCGAAGAAAUCUACUCUUCUUCACUUCUAAACUUCUAACGGCACAUUACAUCUACUUCAAUUCAAUCGAACCACAAUCCAAAUAUAUUCUUUUUUUUGGGUAGAAAAAUAUGAUACUGUUUCAGGAAUUGACUUGUCUGGUUGCGUUGCUCUCAGCAACUACGCGGUAAAGAGAAAUGGACAGACAAAAGAAUAAAUAACUCAACUUUCUUUUUUGUUGUCAUCCAAAAGAACAAAUGCAAAGUUGGUCUCCUUCUCUAUCUCUAUACCUUAUCUUAUUGUCUUUUGUCUACUGUAUCAUGCAUGGUCGGUUUUUCUUUUAGUGACCCCAAAUUAAACAUCCUUUCUUAAAGCAGAUCAAGAAGGCAAAAACAUUAUAAAUGAUAACAAGUAAAAAGAAAUAUAUAUUAAUGAAAUAAUUUUUUAUAA